GUGACUUUAAUAUUCUGUGUCUGUUUCCGGCUCCGGUGAAAUGGGGAAUACAACACAUGUUUGGAUAACAAUAGGUCUAGGAACAUGUGUCUUUUUAAUCAUUGGAAGCUUCCUAAUGGUAUACAGUUUCAGUUACAUAGAGUAUUAUGAGUAUGGAUUUAAACGACAAAAGUCAACUGGUAUAGUAGAUAAAACAGACGUUUACACAGCUGGGAGGUAUUUCUAUGGACCGGAUAUGGAAUUCAAAAUUUUCCCACGAGACGCCCAUUACGUCACAUUGAAAAGUGCUAAAAUAUUCACAGCCGACAAAUUAGAGGUCCUUCUCACAGUUCAUUUCCAGUAUUUCCUCAGAAAGGAUCUGCUGGUAUUGCUACACGACACCUUUGACCUGGACUACAGUGAUAUCAUCAAAACCAGUGCUCUGGAUGCAAUGAAGGGUUCAACAACAGCAUACACAACGCGAGAGCUAGUAUCUGACAGAAAGUUACUAGAGGAGACAAUCUACAAGGCCGUCAGGGAACGUCUCGGGGGCACCUGCUGUAGGCCUGACUGCUCUUCGUAUGCAUACGCUUGUCCUCCAAAUUGUAAACCAAACACGACUUGUACCCUGAAAGACAAAGGCUAUUUUGUGGAUGUCCGAUACUUUCAACUUGGAGAAGUGACCAUACCUGCUACUGUGCAAGAACGUUUCAUGAGAUCUUUGACAUUACAAGAGGAAUCCGACCGCGAGGUGCUCGUACAGGAAGCUAAAGUUGUACGCAAAAAUACAACUGCUAUGGUCCAGCAAAUGAGGAACAAAGCGGAGGAAAUUUGGAAUGAUGGAACAGCGGAGGCCAAUUUAAUAUCCGCUAGAGCACUAGCUAACUACACGGCCGUUUUAGAGACUGCACGUGCUGAAGGACUGAAACACAUCCUCAAUGAAAUGGGAUUUUUACAACAAGAGCACAAGAACAGUUUCAAUUAUUUACGAGCUUUAAGAGAACUGCCCAUGGCUCAUUUCACUGUCGAUUUUCAGCAACGAAUUGCAGGAAAUGUUUAGUGAAUUUAAUUUAAAAAAAGAUUAUUUUGUUCUUGAUGCGUGUCCUCGGUAACAGUGCACAGCAUCAUGGGUGUAUCAAGAACUAUUUUUCCUGGAGGGAGCCCCCUAUUGACAAUGGUUUAAAGACUGAUUCAACCUAUCCAAGGGGUCGUUGUCAUUGUGUUUGUACUAUUUUUUAUUAUUGAAUCUUACAUAGUAUCAAAAUGGUAAUCAUAAUUAUGUAAUUUUUUUUUAUCAAAUAUAAGGUCCUUACUACUGGUACCCCUUUCUAGAUCCACAACAUGAUUCUUGAGGUUUUCCUGUUUUUAUUUCAAAACAUAGGUCUGAAAAUUAUUGAAAUGUUUACAUAGUUCUGCAGAUGUCAUCAACAACUUCUCCGAUUCUAGAAAAAUAGAUGUGGAAAUGUUUAAGAACAUUUCAUUUUCUUAUAUUUUAUUCAUGCACGCGGCUAUUUUUACGGUUUCUAACUUAUCUACGAGAUGGAUACAUACAAUAUUAUACAGUUAUUGACAUUUUUGACAAGGUCUUGCACUCUAGUUGUAAACAAGUAUGGUCGGUCAGGUAUCGUUUCGUAUGCUCUAGUGUUUGGAAUUAUACAAUCGUAUGAUAAAAAUACAUGUAUUGUUAACAUUUUCUCGGCACUGGCUUGGUGAAUAGUGUACUUCUCAGGUCGCUAAAGCAUCGCAUUGGUCUAAAAUAUGUCAUUGAUUGUAUAUUUCCCAGAGGCACUGCAAUGAUCCUAGUACUGAAGGAAAAAUAGUUUAGUCCAUUGCAUUGAAAUACAUGAAAAUUAUUUCACGAGAAACAGCUCUAAAUCUGCUACAGGGAUUUCAACAGUCUCGAUUGAAGUCAGCAUUUCGCAAAUUCUAUGGUCGUUAUAACGAUCUAGUUCGUCAAUACAACCUCGCAUUGGGUCAAAUGCUGUCUGACGUGUUUCAUACCGAUUGUUAAGCCGUUCUUGGCACACUGAUUUUGACUGCGGAUAACUCCGUUUACCUGAUCAGGAUAUGGGGUUCACGACGGGUGUGACCGGUCAACAGGGGAUGCUUACUCCUCCUAGGCACCUGAUCCCACCUCUGGUGUGUCCAGGGGUCCGUGUUUACCCAACUAUCUAUUUUGUAUUGCUUGUAGGAGUUAUGAGAUUGAUCACUGUUCGUCAUCUUCACCUUGCAUAAAGCAACACCGAUUCCAAUAAUGAGCACUGUAGACUUUAUGAAGUAUAUAACUAUUUAAUUUUCCCCCCUAAUCUGUCCAUGUGAUACAAAGGCUUUGUCCUACAAUACAGCAUAUUGCAUAGAUCAUACAGCUUGUUACUUUUAUUCAUUCAUAACAGAAUUCUAAAACAAAUCUAAAAAGAUCAUGAAUUCCAUGAGAUCAGAAUGUCACAUUUAUAUCAUAUACACUGUACAUGUAUCAUUGAAUAAACUUGGGAUGUCAUAACAUAGGUAAAUGUCAGUGCCUAUUAUUCAUAUACCUUGUUUAGAAUUUUCGGAGGUGUUUUCUUUUAGAUGAAAUUUUCAUCUA
Ostrea edulis (European flat oyster) is the source of this 2563-nucleotide messenger RNA. RefSeq lists its product as uncharacterized. The record is from RefSeq and is a predicted model, not a curated record. Bases 41 to 1039 code for a protein of 332 amino acids. The transcript has 6 exons. NCBI's taxonomy places the organism in Eukaryota, Metazoa, Mollusca, Bivalvia, Ostreida, Ostreidae.